This is a messenger RNA of Topomyia yanbarensis, 840 nucleotides long. RefSeq lists its product as uncharacterized. Lineage: Eukaryota; Metazoa; Arthropoda; Insecta; Diptera; Culicidae. The coding region runs from base 1 to 840 and encodes 279 amino acids. The record is from RefSeq and is a predicted model, not a curated record. The transcript has a single exon.
AUGGCUGAACUACGAGAUCUGAAGAAGCAGGAGCGGAACCUUCGAAAGACAUUCGAUGCUAUUCAACACUUUCUGGAUACCUUCGACGCAGAAAGACACGCCAGUCAACUUGAUAUUCGUCUUCAGAGACUAGAUAUGGCGUUUAGUGAGUUCCACGUGGUCCGUAGGAAAAUCGAGCUGCUAACGGAUAAUGUUUCAUACUUGUCUGAAGCAGAUACGAAGGAGUCGGAUGAAGAGCGUGCAGAGCGACUAGAAACGUUGGCAGAAGCUAGAGAAGAUGAGAAUGUGCGUAUAAUGUUGGAUAUUGAGGAUCAGUAUUGUCAUUUGAAGAGUGAACUCGUACAUUGGAAGGCGGAUAUGUUCGGUAGUGCAACAGCUGGUCACUGUUCGACCUCGCAAGAUACGGCUGUUGGGUUUUCCAGAGUGAAGCUUCCAGAUAUUCGGUUGCCGACAUUCAGUGGCAAAAUUAAAGAAUGGGUCACUUUUCGCGACACGUUCAGGAGUCUGAUUCACGAAAAUCAUCAACUAACGACCAUGGAUAGAUUCACUUAUCUGAAGUCGUCACUCGCUGGAGAAGCCCUGCAGGAGAUAAGCGCGGUGGAAAUGUCAUCCGUUAAUUAUGAUGUGGCCUGGUGUAUGCUGGAAAAACGGUAUGAAAACACGAAGCUUAUCGUCAAAGCGCAUUUGGACUCUUUGUUUUCGGUGGAGGCUAUGAAAAGGGAAAACUACGAAACGCUGAACAAACUCAUCGGAGAUUUUGAAAAGAAUCUUUUAAUGUUGGACAAGAUGGGAGAAAACACAAGCAAUUGGAGCACCAUUCUAGUUCAUAUGAUCUGUUGA